AUAAAGAUUUCGGACAAUGGUAUUCGCAGGUUUGUAGGUGUGGUGAGAUGAUGUCAUACUAUGACAUAAGUGGAUGUUACAUUCUAAUGCCGAAUGCUAUGAAGAUUUGGAAUAUUAUGCGAACUUACUUUGAUGCUGUAUUGGAGAAAGCAGAAGUCGAUGAGAGUUAUUUCCCUCUGUUUGUAUCAGCUAGUGUUCUUGAGAAGGAGAAGAAUCACGUCGAAGGGUUUGCUCCAGAGGUUGCAUGGGUUACAAAAGCUGGUAAAUCUGAUUUGAAUGUUCCAAUAGCAAUUCGUCCAACGAGUGAGACUGUGAUAUAUCCUUACUUCAGCAAAUGGAUAAAGAGUCACCGUGACUUGCCUUUGAAAAUUAACCAAUGGAACAAUGUUGUUAGAUGGGAGUUUAGCAAACCUACUCCAUUCAUCAGGAGCCGAGAGUUCCUCUGGCAAGAAGGACACACUGCUCACGCUACAAAAGAAGAGGCAGAUAAAGAGGUUCUUGAGGUUUUGGACCAUUACCGUCACCUCUAUGAAGAGUAUCUCGCAGUCCCAGUUGUAAAAGGUAUGAAGAGUGAGAAUGAGAAGUUUGCAGGUGCACUUUACACCACAAGUGUAGAGGCUUUCAUACCAGAAACUGGUCGUGGUAUACAAGGUGCAACCUCACAUUGCUUAGGCGAAGAGUUUGCAAAAAUGUUUGACAUCAGAUUCACGAAUAAAGAAGGAAAAAAUGAACUUGUGUGGCAGAAUUCUUGGGCUUAUAGUACCAGAACGAUUGGAGUGAUGAUAAUGACUCAUGGAGAUGACAAAGGACUGGUGAUUCCUCCUAAAGUUGCACCAAUCCAAGUCAUUGUGAUCUCAGUGCCAUUUAAAGAUGUGGAUGCCAAUGAGAUAUCUAAAGCUUGUAGUGAUGUGAAAGAUGCCUUGCUCAAAGCUGGUAUACGUGCUAAAGAAGAUUUAUCUGAUAACUAUUCUCCUAAAUGGAAGUAUUCACAUUGGGAAACGAGAGGUGUUCCACUUAGAAUUGAAAUUGGACCUAGAGAUUUAGCCAAAGAUCAGGUCAGAACUGUGAGAAGAGAUAACGGAGUUAAGGCUGAUGUUCCAAGAGGAGGUUUAGUUGAACACGUUAAAGAGUUACUUAAAAAGAUUCAGCAAAACAUGUUUGAUGUAGCUAAGCAGAAGCGAGAUGCUGCUUGUGUAAUUGUGAAGACUUGGGAUGAGUUUGUUGAAGCACUUGGCCAAAAGAAACUCAUUUUAGCUCCUUGGUGUGACGAGAAGGAGGUUGAAAUGGACGUUAAGAGAAGGACCAAAGAUGAAGUUGGAGCAGCUAAGACUCUUUGUUCUCCUUUUGAUCAGCUUGAAAUUCCAGAAGGGACACUAUGUUUUGCUUCAGGAAAGCCUGCAACGAAGUGGACUUAUUGGGGCAAGAGUUACUAA
Molecule: messenger RNA, 1433 nt
Organism: Eruca vesicaria subsp. sativa (arugula)
Lineage: Eukaryota; Viridiplantae; Streptophyta; Magnoliopsida; Brassicales; Brassicaceae
Source: the annotation of a GenBank genome assembly